Erythranthe guttata (spotted monkey flower) is the source of this 2532-nucleotide messenger RNA. NCBI's taxonomy places the organism in Eukaryota, Viridiplantae, Streptophyta, Magnoliopsida, Lamiales, Phrymaceae. The record is from RefSeq and is a predicted model, not a curated record.
AUUUACAGUUUUGUAACAAGAAAUUAUAAAAUACAGAAGGUGAAAGUAAAAAUACGAAGAUUGCAAUUGAACGGGAGGAUCGAGUUGUAUCCGAAGAACAAAGGGAUUGUUUAACAUCUAAUCAUAUACUAAUUUCAGGUGAAUUUAAUGGCACCUAAUAAGAGCCGAGUCAAAGUAAUCGUGUAUAUCGGGGGUAAUAUAAUUCAAGAUGAUUGGUCGGUGGAAUACGAUUGUCCUCACAAAGCAAUUUUUCGAAUUAGAAGGGAUACUUCUUUCCAACUACUAUUAUCGAACUUGUACGAACGAUUUGAAAUAGACAAUACUAGGUUCACUCUGAAAGUUCGGGGAAAACUUUUUCGCUUGUAUGGGGAUAGGGUUAAAUCAAUGCUGUGUGAAAUUAGUACGGAUCAAGAUUUGGAAAUGUUUCUUGAUCCGGAAGAAGGGAAUGAUUCAAUGGACAUUUUUGUUCAAACCAUCCCAUUAUACAAUAAUGGACCGCCUCCACAAUUAACUUUCGAUCUGAAUGAGCCAUACAACAUAGUCUCACAAUUGAGUCCGGAAGUGGUUGCUGUCACACAAGGAUUUUCUAGCAUGCAAUUUAUGAAUUUUGGUGCUGGAAUAUCUGCACCUCCGACAAAUUUUGGUGGUGGAAAUCGUGGGGAGACGAGCACAAGGAGAGAAAUCCGGGACCCCAAUACAAAUGAGCCAACAGAAGAUUUAACAGACAUACCGAGAGAUUUCUUUGGGGUCGAUCCUCCUGUUGACUCAGAACCAUCCGAUCAAGAAGAUUACGACAACGUCGACGGGGACCAUGACCAUGAUGACGGUGAGAAUGUUGCCAAUGUUCCUCAUAAUAUGCCAUCAGUUGCACCAACCCAAAACCAACCUCACUUGUACGAGCCAAUACCUUUCUACUCAAUGGAUUAUGAAGAAAUGAUGGCGGAAUCAUUUGAUAUUCCAGACGGGCGAUUGUCAAAGUUUUACGAUGCCGAUGAAGGUGUUCUUGAAAAAGGGAUGAUUUUCAAGAGUAAAGAACGACUCAUUGCUGCAGUGAAAGACCACUCUAUUCGGUUCGCUAAACGAGAGUACAAGGUGGUCGAAAGUAAACCAACGUAUUGGAAGGUGAAAUGCAAACAUAACAGUGAAAGAACACCUUGCGGUUGGUGGUUGCGAGGGUCGGAGAAAGCCGGUAGACAUUAUUGGGUGAUCACGAAGUAUGGUGGAGAUCACACUUGUGUUAUGGGCAGAAUGUCUACCAACCAUUGUACUUUGGACAUGAAUUACAUUUCUGCAAUAUUGGUUAAAACAGUUCGUGAAAAACCAUCUUGCGAAGUUUCAGUAGCCAAACAACUUGUGUAUACUGAAUUGGGAUUUGAAAUCUCAUACCAGAAGGCGUGGUACAGUUUAAGACGUUGCAGGGAUAACAUAUUUGGUACUUGGGAGAGCUCUGUCGCGAAGUUACCCAAGUACAUGAAAGCAUUGCAAAUGAGUAAUCCCGGAACGAUUGUGGAGUGGCAGAGUAAGCCGAUGAAUCAUCCAAGCCAGAAAGUGAUCAAGUAUGUCUUUUGGGCCUUCAAGCCAUGCCUAGAUGGAUUCAACUUCUGUUGCACAGUUAUUAGUGUGGAUGGAACUCAUCUAUACACAAAGUACAAACACAAGUUGUUGAUUGCCACGUGCUUGGAUGCCAAUCAACAAGUGCUGCCACUUGGAUUUGCUAUAGUGGAUGAAGAAACGACGAGUGCAUGGACUUGGUUUUUCGCGAUGCUAAACCAACAUAUAUUUUCGAGGAUUGCGGAGACUACUACAACAUGUUUAAUCUCUGACGGGGCACCUGGAAUUCUUGCUGCUAUUGAGACAUUGCCUACCCGAUUUGUCCAUCGUUUUUGUCUCAGACAUAUUUGUUCGAAUUUCAACUCCCACUUUAGAAGUAUCAGGCUGAAAGAUUUGUGUUGGAAGGCUGGGUCGGUACAUGUAACGACCAAAUUUGAUCGAGUCAUGGACCAGACUAGAUCUAAAAAUAUUCAGGCGUACAACUACUUGAUGGCUAUUGACAAAGAGAGAUGGACUUUAGUUUACGACGGAGGAUUGCGUUGCGGUCAAAAGACGACAAAUAUCUCAGAAGCAAUUAACGGAGUCUUGAAAGGUGCUCGCAAGCUGCCCCCAACUGCUAUAGUUGAUUAUUCUUUCCACAAUGCCGUUAAGAUGUUUCGGCUUCGUGUUGCGAAACAUCUACGAAUGCGUAGUUCAGGACAACGAUGGUCAGAUUAUGCCCAUACGAUGUUCACAAAAUGGGAAAAAGAAUCAGUGGACCAUGUUACAUGGAUGUUUAAUCAACAACUCCAAUCGGCUGAGAUGGAUGCACUGAUGAAGGAGGUAUAUGGCCCUCGCAAUACUUCAUUGCUACGUCUACAAGGUCGACAUAGAUCAAGUGAUUUGGGUGAGGCAAAUAUCGACGAUGUUGUGCGUGCUAGACGCGCUGAUCAUGGUGUUUGGACCUUAUUCCCGGCGGGUGUGCUCCUCAUCCUCGAGUGA